Messenger RNA from Desarmillaria tabescens, 2084 nucleotides. RefSeq lists its product as uncharacterized. The record is from RefSeq and is a predicted model, not a curated record. The coding region runs from base 169 to 1923 and encodes 584 amino acids. NCBI's taxonomy places the organism in Eukaryota, Fungi, Basidiomycota, Agaricomycetes, Agaricales, Physalacriaceae. The transcript has a single exon.
UUCCUUCGUCCUGCCACAAACAACGUGCUGGACCUUACCCAUUGAAUUUUGUCCAUUCUCCUCUUUACUUGUCGUCGACCGCCGCUUUGGCACCUGGGAGAUCAUCCAAUCUACGCCGCAUCCAUAUCCGGUUUUGUUCCUUCGAAUAAUAUCCCACUCGUAGUCGAUAUGUCCCACUCGUGUCCAAACUGCCAUAUGACAUGCGAUGGAUCCUCCUCAUUCCAUCUUGCCCCAGAUCCGUCCAUCAUCGCCCUUUUGCAUAGCAAUCAACCCCCAUCAGCAUCGAUGGAAGCCACUUUAAGGGCGGGAUCUAACAGGAUUUCAGAGCUUGAUUCCCUGAUACCAGAGCUGGAGAGAAAAUUGAAAUCUCUUGUGCAGGAGCGCAAUCUGCUUGAGUGGAUGACGAGGCACUCAAGAAUAAUCCUUAAUCCCGUCCGACGUCUUCCUGAAGGCGUGUUACACAAAAUCUUCCGACAUUGUGUCUCCGACUCAACGACGAGUCGCAGUUCCUUCCACCCAGAUUCACAUCCAUGGAUACUUGUUAAUGUGUGCAGAAUGUGGCGGCAGACUGCGUUAUCAUUUCCGCUGCUGUGGACGCAGGUACACUUUAACAUGUCUAUGAUACCCAAGUCCGUUCGCGCCCGAGGACGGCUGUCAAAGGAGUCACCUCAUGAUGAUUUUAUUUCAUAUGAGUACUUCAUGAAGAGAUUCCAUCUUCAACUACAGCGAUCUGCUGGCAUUCCCCUUGACAUCUCGUUUAUCUGUGAUGUCAAUAUGACGAACGACGAAUCCUCGGUCACCUCACUCUGCAACGACCCUGUGACGAAUGAAGGAAUAUCAUAUCUCUGGCCUUUCAUUUCCUCUUCCUAUCGAUGGAAACGAUUAUUAAUCAGUCUCUCAGGCCUUACGCUGGAACCGUUUUCCUUCAUUCAGCACUCCAUAUCUGCUCUCGAGACCCUGGAGAUCGUUGAAGGGCUAACAACAUCUUCUUACCAUCAAGUGCAACUUCUAUCAGCUACCAAUCUUCGAAACCUCAUCAUCAACAAUGUCGAUGAUAAUUCUUGUUGGCAGGAUCUGCAGCUGCCAUGGUCGAAGUUGACUACCUUAACGCUGCGAGGGAUUACUACAUCUCAUCUAAACGCAUCGCAGAUAGUCCAGGUUCUUUGCCGGAUGUCCUCCCUCGAAUCAUUGUCAUUUACGUCACAAAUUUCUUCUUGGGAUGCACGCAAGUAUCCACAUGCAACUCCUGUCAUUUUGCCCAAGAUCACUCGGUUGUCCUACAUCAUAGUACAGUCGUUUACCGGGGAGACAAUCCUUGGUUCCCAGUCUUUCGAUGGCAUAUUGUCGCUCGUCGUCUUGCCAUCGUUGAAGCAACUGAAUAUAUUAUACAAGGACAGUCAUUAUACAACAGAUGCGAACGAUGGCAUAGUUUCCAUGUUGCGACGGUCAAGCUGUGCUCUGAAGACUCUCAAUUUCUCGUGGGGUCCAAUGAUUUGUGAUCCGCUGCACUUGCUCCAAUGUGGUAGUUGUUCAUCGCUCGAGGAGAUCUCCAUAUUUUGGGUCCCAGUUGACUCUAUUAGAGAUAUCAUUUCGCACCUUCAUGCCAACGACCAUAUUCGAGAUCUUUCGCAUGCUGUCGCCUCAGAGAGUGUUGCAUUAUUUCUCCCUGGGCUACGCUCUAUGGAGAUAGAUCUAUCUUCUCCGAGUCUCAGUGCGGAAGAAAAUGAGUCGGUUGAGAAUUGCAUUAUGCUAUUUUUGGAGUCUCGCGAAGCGGGCGGAGCUGCCCUAGAGCGUUUGUAUAUCCACGUUCAAAUGGAAUACGUUAUGUCGGAGUCCUUCGAAAGGCGUCUCCUUGCCUUACGUGAGAGGGGUCUCCGAUUUUACAUGUCUCGCUAUGAUCACAAUGAUCCUCGAUCCUUUUAGUUAUGAACAAGUUACGACUUCAGAUGAUCUGUAGAUAGGCUGCUAGCAUUUGUUCUUUAUGUGAAUAAUAGCUCACUGGACAUGCGAUAUUUAAAAGGCCGCUAAAUACAGAUCUAGAGACAGUUAAUUAUCGGCUAUCAGCAUUGGUGGGGAAUUAGACU